Messenger RNA from Salvelinus fontinalis (brook trout), 13088 nucleotides. RefSeq lists its product as uncharacterized. The transcript is spliced from 45 exons. Gene Ontology annotation, cellular component: adherens junction; ruffle membrane. Gene Ontology annotation, biological process: cytoskeleton organization; positive regulation of blood vessel endothelial cell proliferation involved in sprouting angiogenesis. The record is from RefSeq and is a predicted model, not a curated record. Gene Ontology annotation, molecular function: actin filament binding. Lineage: Eukaryota; Metazoa; Chordata; Actinopteri; Salmoniformes; Salmonidae. The coding region runs from base 216 to 12992 and encodes 4258 amino acids.
CCUCCCCUAUCGUUACGGGCAUGCUCAGCAGAAGGGCUGUGCAGUGCUCUCAGCGACUGAAGCUGGGCGCAGGGGAAAUGCAACCGCCGCGCCAAACAUCUUCCAGAGAUGGCCUCUGCUGAGCAGUUGUGCUCCGGUUUCUACCACCAGCACUGCGCAUAAGGAACAACAUAAACACCUUCGCCCUCCUGCUGCCAAGACAGACACACACCACCAUGUACAGCGUGGACGACCUCCUCAUUUCUCACGGAUACAAACUGCCCAAGACAAGCGUCCCCUGCCCCUCUUCAACUUCCUCCGCCACCGCGCCUUACGAGAAGCAGCGCCACGCCGCCGCCGAUUGCCACCGCGAAAUCCCAGCAGCAGAGAACCAGAGAUCUGGUCGUGGUGGAUCACUGAACGGGAAUGAACAGGCGGGAGACAGGGGGGCCUGCGUCUUCAGCAGCAGCAGGCAGGCACUACUGGCGAAGGGCUACCCCGGCAGCUGUGACAAUGAGAGCGGCGGGGAAAGGAACCAAAGGAGAAAAGAAGCUGUCAGCGGUAACCUAGGUGACAGCCUAGCACAGCCCCUGGGCGAUUCUCUCGCCACGGAUAGCGGGUUCUAUGACGCGCCCAGCGUAACCUAUUUUGAGCAGAUCGAGAGAAGAGAGCAGUUGGAUGAGAGGGAUGUCUCCUACUGGAGGAGGAGAGGCCAGGACUUCAGCGUCCUCCUGGAUUACGCAGACGGCCGGGAGCUGAGAGCAUCCGCUGGCUUUCUGAAGGCCUCUGAGGCGGCAUGGCGACCACAGGCCCUGAUCGCAGAGGACCCUAGGGGAGAGAGGGAGAAGCUGCAGAAGCAGCAGAAGCAGCUAUGGGAAGACACCUCCAUCUCCUGGCUGAGAGAGGCCGAUGCGGCUCCUAGACAGUUGAGGGUAGUGACUGGGGUGACUGGGGAGCGGAAGUGCCAGAGCCUGGGCACAGAGGAGUGGAAGCCUGCGGUGGGGCUGGGGAGGCAGCUGUCGGAUGGGGAAGGCGAGAGGUGGGCUCAGGAGCAGCAGCACCGCCUGAGGACUCCAGAGAGCACAGGUUCUAUCCUCCCCAGAACCAGAGGGAUGUCCCAGUCCCUCCCCAGAGUGCUGUCACCUGAUGGAGCUACUGAACACACAAACACACAGUCCAGUUUGGUCAGUGUCCAGCUUCGACCAGGCCAGGUUGAUAGACAGAGAGUGAACAGCACCGUAUUUUCCGGGCCUUAUAGUCGGUAUUACCACAGUGCCGCAGUCAGCAGGGACCGGUGGGCCAGGAACAGUUGGCAAAGCGUCGGACAUGUUGCACUUUUACCAAAGCCCAGGUUCAGCAGGCCUGUCAAGCCUCCAUCAUACGAAAUACACCAGCAGACUAGGGGUAGCCAAGAGAUGCUCGCUGUAGCUGUAGUAGAUCAGCAGGGAGGGUCCAAACAACCGAAAGACACCAGGCCUGUCUAUUACCCACGGGGUGGAGAAUUGCAAAGACAAGACUAUUUCGCACAACACUCUGCUAUCUUUGGCAUGGAGCCCCCCGGUUAUAUCCCGCCCCCGUCUUAUAAGAGAGCCCUGCCCCCAAUUAGGGGAGGACCAAUCAACCGCAACGAAGUGGCAAACUAUAAGUGGAGGGGGGAGAUGAAGAUACAGAUGCACAUGCCUAUGAGCUCAGAGGUGGGAAAGUGGUUUUCCGGACAGACAGGAGGGUCGUGGCUGGAACACUACGGGGAUCGAGGUAUACCCUACAGGAAACAGGUUAACGCUAACCCAAACCUUAACCCUGGAUACACCGAGGAGCAUCUGGGUCAUGUUCACUAUUUACCCUUUGAUGAUCCGCGAGUGAGACAUGUCUCAGGAGGGCCUGGCGGAAAUUCUCUUACUGACACUGACAAGUUUAUCCGAAACAUGAAGAAAGAGACUCCCUGCGCUAAGGUUUUAGGACAAUCUACACAUGAUAGUGCCUUUCCCCCCCCCCAGGGGGUCUCUCUAAGUAACGCCUGCCGCAAGACAUCUCUCAAUGACAGCGAUGGUGGUAGUAGUACUAGAUGGUGCAGCAGGGGUUUAAUAAACAAAGGAAGUGAAGACAGUGUAGCUCCUGAUCAGAGCUGUGGUAACUAUCCAACAGCUUUUCACAUUAGACCUCCUCAGCAACUGAUCAGGCAUGUGGACCAAGCUCAAGGUGUGUCAGAAACUGUAACCCAAGUGAAAAUGUCAGUCAAUGAGCCUGACUCCACAGAGAAAGAGAAACCAAGAAAAAGUGACUCAGAGAAACCAGAAAAAAAUGAGAAAAAGAGUGUAAGAAAACAACUUAGUGAGACAAUAUUCUGUUUGGUGUCUGUUCCCAUCCCUCUAACUCCGGGUGGUACGCCCCGUGAUCAAAACAACAACGACGACGAGAAGCCACCAAGCCCAGUCCGGCCACCAAGCCCCGUGGACAGUCCGAGUGAGAACAAAACGGGCCACUUAACAAACCAAAGUUUCCAAAGCACAUCUUCAGCAGAGGCUGAGCUGCAAGCACUAACCGGUAGCAUAGCGAGCAGCAGAUCAAGCAGCAAAAUAGUGAGAAAACUCCCUAUUAAACCCCCCAAAAUAAACCAUCACAAGGAGCUCAAACUCUCAGGUGCCUGGCCUGGGAACCAAUACCGGGACCAGGAGACCCAAACGAGCCCAGAAGCCCGAAAGCCUCAGCAUCCCCCUCCUCCAGGCACUGAAAACAAGGAAGCACAAGACCCUCAAGUCCCUGCCCCAGGCUCCUCUGACGUCAUCACCCAAGAUCCCAGUGGUGUGGGCAAUACUGCAUUCAGCUGUCCUAUAAAAGGGGUGAAGAGCCUGAAACCAUCCAGCAACAGCGCCUUUUCCAGGACGGCCACUUUCUCCAUUUCCAGCCAGCUGAACAAGAGCACAGCUCAGCCGCCAGCAGCAGCACCAACACCACCCUCAGGAAACACGACGGAGGAGGCCAAACCAGCAGCAACCUGCAGUGGGCAGGAAGCCUUCGGUCAGUUCCUGCUGAAGCCCGUCAGCAGGCGGCCAUGGGACGCCAUCGAGGAGCUGGAGACUAUCAACAAAGAGUUCCAGGAUCAGCAGCAGAAGCAGCAGCAGAGCAGCAAGAGACCCAGUGUUGACCAGUGCAUUGAGGACCUCAACGAGGCCUACAAAGACAUUCUAGAGCUAGGCACUGCCAGCAAUAACAUUUCCAACAAUAGCGGUGCUGUGCAGAUCCCUGAGCGGAUCAAGAUAAGGCUGGCGGGGGAGGCGGGGCUCAGCAAGCCCAGCAGCCUUAGGCGCAGUAUCGAGAGCUGGUCUGUGUCCGUCGACCCGGAGUACAGGGAGCUUAAGAGCGCCUUCUCCAGACCCGCUGAAAGAAAAUCUGUGACUUUCAGCAAGCAGCUAAGAGAGGAUCUCCCUGUCCCACCACGCAAGCCUACAGGAUUCAGAGAAUACAGGGUUAUUUCGAACUUGUCGCAGAGGAGAAGUAGCUGCAGUGGCAGGACAGUGAAGCUAGACCUCCCUUCGCCUUCGGGGACACCACCACCUUGUCACUUCACCGGCCCUAGUGACUUUACUGACUCUCCUAGUGAUCCCAGCGAGACCAGAGACUUCAGCCCAAUGACUCCAACAACGCACACUGCAGCCGAAGUCCCCUGGGCAGAUAGGCAGCCGAUGCAGGACGCCUCCACACUUACGAGUCCCCCUGACUAUGAGGACAUAUGUCAGUCUUUGCAAAAGACCCGAGACUCAGAGGUUAACAAAACGUUAACCGCCAUAUCCAAACCUGGUGGUGGUAGCUGCGAUACAGAGCCUCUAGGGGGUGCCUGUUCAGACUCUGCAGAGGAAUGCCCCAUUUGUAAAAGAGAGAGCGAGAGCCAGAUGUCCAGACCAAGUCCAAUGUCUCCGCUCCACGAGGAGUCAAGCCCAGACUUAUCCGAUCAAAGUAGCGCGACGAUUGUUGGCGACCGUGACAGUCCACAAGGAGCUGAAACAUCUGAAGAACCAGCUGAAGGCGAAGGAGACACGAAGGUAUCCUCUGACUCUGGCUCAAAUCAUUCAGAGGCUCAGACUAUAUGUUGCGAUUGGAGGAAGCAGCUGUCACUCAUAGAUAAGAAGGUGGAGGCGAGUGUCACUGCUGAGAAGACCAAACAAAACCAAGCUCUGGCAGUGGCAGAGGACAUUGGCAAUCUAUACAAACUUAAAUGUGCUGAGGGCAUUCCAGAGAACAAAUCCAUAGAGGAGAGGGCAGCCAGGAUAUUAAGGAUUGAUGUACCUGCAGAGUCUUUAGUCACAGGGGAGCAGCGGGUUAGCGAGACGGCAACAGAGAGUAAACCCGCUGCUAGUGAAGAUACAGAAAGCAGCAGUGCAAACCAACAGACAGUACAAACACAUGUGAGAGAUCCAGAUUCUGAGGAACUAGACUCUGGAACGGUAUCUACAGUCCCUCCUGACGGGCAGCAGGCAAAAGAAAAGGAGCCACCACAGGAUAACCCAGAGUACAUCAGGAGUGCCAAAUGGACCCAUCUGGGUCGAGAAACUCCAGGUAUGCAGGAGUUUCCGCCAGACAGACUACCGCUUUCGGUCCCCAUCAACCCUGACCUUAAGCUGUCCCACAGUCUGGAGGGAGAGAUGAGGGGCAGAGGAACCUUGCAGCGCCUAGAGGCCCUGCAGGAUAAGCUGGCUGCAUCGCCCAGCCACCGGGUGGCGGUAGAGCGCCGGGCACGGAUGAAGGAAGUGGACUCAGUGUCGCGCAUGAGACGGCUCAGCAUCAGGAGCACAGACUCUGGGGAGGAGGGGGCAGAGACGGAGGGGGAGAGCAAGCGUGGCGGUAGGCAAGUGGAAGUGCUCUCCCUACCUGCUUCCUCCCAGAGGGAUACUGUGGAAGAUAGAGAGGCCUCUGAAGACACAGUGUUGCAAGAUGAGGAGGUGUCAUCCCUCUCAGGCUUUGGAACUGAGGCUCCAGUCAAACUCUGCACGUCAACCCCAUUGCCAACAGAAACUCUAAGCUUUCAGAAGGACUUUUCCUUCAGGGACAAGACCGAGCUGGUCAAGAGUGCCACUGAUAUCGAUGCCAAUCUUCUGCCAGUCCUACCCAAGGUUUCAGAAUUAAAGAAACGUUUUGAAAGCGCUGUCUCGAGCGAUUUAGAAAUGAACAGCAGGAAGGAAAGGAUAGCCAGGCGUCUGGAGGGUAUCGAGAGUGAGGCUCCUCUUGCCCUGAUACCUAGCUGUGCCGGCUUGGUGGCCAACCGCAUGCUGGAGGAGGACCCGCCACGAUACACCCGGGCCUCAGACCCCUGUGAGCCAAUCAUGGUGAAACGUUACAGCAGAGAGCAGGUGGAGGUCCCACAGAUGCCGGUGUCCUCCCCAGACAGACAGUCUAGGACCCGGGGCAGACCGGGGGACCAUCCUGGACCGGCCGCCCACCCCCAUGCAGAGCCUGUCCUAUCCUCUUCCGGUGGCCCAGUGGACCCAGCCAGCCUCAGUUCCAAGGCCGAGCGGAUCGCCCGCUACAAAGCAGAGCGCCGGCGCCAGCUCUCCGAGCGCUACGGCAUCCUCUUGGAUCAGGAGAUAGACAUGGACUACAGUCCUCGCUACUCGUGCUCACGUAGAGAGUCUGACGCCUCGGAUAGAGGGGCCCCAGCGGUCACAGAGCGUAGGAGAGACAGAGAUAGAGAAAGACAGGAGGUGGAGGAAGGAGGAGGAGGAGGGCGGGAGACUUCCCGCAGAACUCCCUACAGCUCUGGAGUGGGCAGGAUCUACAUGCAGGCUCACCCUGCUGAGCCUACUCCUGGCCACGCUCCUGCCCCAGGUCACGGUCCAGCCCCUGCAGGCCCGACCCAUACUCAAGCCCCUCUGACCACCCGGGAGAGGGCCGGCACCUUCUCAGAGCGGGAGAGGAUGAUGAACCUGGAGAACUACCGGCGGGCCCAGGAGAGGACGAUGCCAGGUGGCCUCAGAGGAGCCAGUAACAGGCCCCAUGAUCAUGCCCAGGCCCCCUCCAUCCAGCAGCCCAGCCCUCCUCUAUCCAGGGCCUCCUCCAGAGAAUCCUGCAGCGUGGCGGCCAUCCCCAGCUCCCCUCGUACGGCCCGCCGGGCCUCCCUGCCCUCCACACGCUACGGCAUCUCCCCCGGGGACCUGUUCAUCGAGCAGCAGGCUCAGGCCAUCCUCAGCAGACAGGGAAUCAGAGUAAGAGAGAGAGUAUCGAAAGAUGAGAGCGGAGUCCAAAGGGCCCCUGCAGAACGGGGUCCAGCUCCAGAGCCCCCAGUGAAGAGACACCGUGAUCGUGCUCACACCACCACAGCUCACUACAUGCCCCAACGUGGCCACAGCUCUGACCCUGCCACCUACAAAAGGACUGGCCCCUCCUCUCAGCCCUCCCAACCUGCCUUCGCCCACGUCCCAUACCCCCACGCCCCAGCACCACGCACCCACACAUCAGGCCCUGCCAUGGGCCACCAGCAUACCCAUCAGGGUACCCACCAGGGGACCCACAUGGACCCUCAGCCUUACCUAGCCAUGCCAGCCCCUGUGGCCACCAAGCUCCCUGGAGCCCCUGUGGUGGAGGUGGAUACUCCAAGGAGGAGGGUGAGCACUGACCACAUCUACACGACCCAGAAGGAGACCCACAGGGAGGGCAGGCAGGCACUGAGAGAGGAGGUCCACACCGAGGGGCUGCUGAAGAGCCGGAAGGCCGUGCUGCCCUCAGAGAUCCGCCGCAGGGAGAAGAGUGUGGACAACCCCCAGAGAGGGGAGCCCCACCUGGGGCCAGUCAGCCGCCAGGACGACUCCACCACCUCAACCGCCAUGGAGUAUGAGAGCUAUAGCUCCGGGGGGAGGAGAACGAGUCGGGCGGACUCGGAGGAGUGGGAGACUAGGCCCAGGGAGCAGCAGGAGCACUGGUCCAGCCACACCCAGGACACAAAGGAGACAGGUCCAGCCAGUUGCAUGGAGACCUCCCACUCCCAGCCCAGCCAGCAGCAACAGGCUCCUGAGCCUCUCCACCAGCACCAGCAACUCCAGCGGCAUCCGCAGCCCCAGAGUCAGCAGGACCUCCAGGGUCAACACGGCCUUCAGGACCAGCAGCAGGGUGACUCGGCCGUCUACCUCCAGAGGGGUGCCUACCUCCCUCAGGCCAGACACAGGAGCAUGGAGCCAGCCGGGCAGGCUGGGCCCCCCAAGCUCAAGGUCCGCACACGCUCCAUGUCCGACAUCGGCGUAAGUCAGCGCUCGGCUGCCUAUAGGAGCAUGGAGAGGGCAGCCGCCAGCAGAGAGGCUACCAUGGCAGCCCACCUGGCCAGGGAGGGAGGGGUGGCAGUGGGGGUACUGCCCAAUGGGGAGGUGGGGACCUUGGAUACCAGGGUCUCUGUGGCCCAGCUCCGACACUCAUAUCUGGAGAACGCCAACAGGAAGCCGGAGCUGGAGACAACUAAAGUAGAGCUUACUGCCAUGGAAGUAGAUCCGGCUGCUGGGAGCGCUGAUCGGGAGCGUGGCACAGCGCGGAGGCCGCGGCGCUACAUCACCCCUGGAGACAUCCGCAAGUCCUCUGAGAGAUUUAGGACGCAACCCAUAACCACCGCAGAGCGGCUAGAGUCUGAUAGGUCUCGUCUGAGUCCAACCGAGCUACAGAACCCAGAAGCUGACGAAGAGAAGCUUGAUGAGAGAGCUAAGAUGAGUGUGGCUGCUAAGAGGUCACUAUUUAGGGAGCUGGAGAAAACCACAGAUAGCGUCCCCAAACCGCGGUCCCGUAACCCUGCCGUGGAGAGGCGCCUGAGACGAGUCCAGGACCGUGCGCGCACCCAGCCUAUCACCAAUGAGGAAGUGGACAUCGCUCACACUGUUUCUGCUCUGUCCUCACAAUCGGUGACGGUCCACACCACAGUAGCACGUAUCCCCAGCCCCACUGUAGUCAGCACCACCGUGACCAGUUACAGCCUGCAGGAGGCAUCGCAGCACGGCUCUAUGGUGCGGAGCAGUGGAGAGCAGGACGGGGAGAAAGAAAGGGAGAGGGAGGCCCAGCCUAAAGGAGAUGGAGCAGGGCCUGGGCCUGGCCCUGAGGAGAUAAUGGAGGACCUGGGUCCAGAUGAGCCCGACCUUUCAACUCUCAGCCUUGCAGAGAAGAUGGCCCUGUUCAACCAGCUGUCUCAGCAGCCCUCAAAGCCUGCUGCAGAGGGGGCCGGGGCCUCCAGGGGCGACACCCGACAGCGCCGAGCCAACAGCCGCUUCCAGACCCAACCUAUUACCCAGGGAGAGGUGGAUCAGGAGAUAGAUCCUAUGGUUACCGCUCUUCCUCCUCCACCUCCUCCUCCGUUGACCAAGAGAGAACAACUGCAGAACAGAGGGGGAGGGGUCAAGCUGGAGCCGCUGUCUGCCUCUCUGGUCCGCUCCGUGGCAGCCGUCACCUCCCAGGUCUCGGUCGCCACGGUAACCGCGGCGACUUCCAGCGGCAGCGACGUCCACCUCGGGAAAUCUACGGCCGUUCACUACAACCCCCCCACCACCACCACCCCCACCACCACCACCACCACCACCCAGGAGAGGGGAGGGGUGAGGUACUUCAGCCUGACCAAGUGCGGUGACUCCUCCAGUUUCCCUGAACCAGAUCUGUACUCCCCUGGCCCUCCCCUUUCAGAGCAGCAACCACAGCAGCAGGCUCACAGUAGAGGAGCCGGAGAGAGAGGAGGAGACAGUGGCGUCGCUCCUGGAGCCAGUCGCUCCUCCACUGGCCACAGAGAGAGAGAGGAGGAGGAGGAUGUGUGGGGGGGAGGAGGAGGGGCCAGCCGAGAGGAGAGGGAGAGCUGUGGUAGUAGUGGUGCUGGAGGCAGCAGCAGUAAGGGAAGGCGCCACUCCCCCGACAGCAGACAGCAGCGCUAUCAGCCCCCAGCCCCAGAGCCCCAGUCCCAGCCGCGGCACGGCAACAGUAGCCAGCGGGAGUCCGUCGAGCUUCCCUCUUCGAGGCACGGGAGGGGUGAGUUGCUGGUGGAGCCCAGGCAGCACAGAGACAGAGAGAGAGACAGAGAUAAAUACGGCAGUAGCAGCAGCAUCACCCUGGAGAGGGAAGAGCACGGGAGCUACCUGGGAGAGACACACAGCUCAGAGAGACACACAGAGCUGCAGCACACAGCAGACAGAGCGAGCACACGGAGCAGCAGGAGCAGGGAACUCCUCUCAGACACCGAGCACACCAGUGUGUCAUUGAGAACUGUGACAACAGCGUCAGCGUCCAGGAGUGUGUCUCACACCUCCAGUAACCAGCAGAAACAGCAGCAGAUCCAGUCUUUCAGCCAGUCUCCCCCACAAACUGAGCCCCAGCCCUACUCCAAACCUCACCGGCACUUCACCCAGGAACCGCCAGCCCAAUCCCAGCCCAAGCCCCAGGAAAGGGAGAGGAGCGUCACCCAGCCACUUCCCAAGUCUUACUCUCAGCUAAUCCCACACACUCAACCCAGUCCCCAGUCCUUAUCCCAGCCUCCUCCUCCCCAGACCGCCCCCCAGACUCUGCCCAAGCCCGCGUCCUUCCCUCAGCCGCCGGGCAAGUCUCAGUCCCUGCCUCUGGACUACAGUGACGACAUCACAGGACACAGUGUCUCCGACCUCCUCUCUCCCGGCGAAACAGAACUCUCAGAGAUGUCCUCCAAACAGAUGUCCAUCAAAGAAAGGCUGGCCCUGCUGAAGAAGAGUGGUGAAGAGGACUGGAGGAACAGGAUCAAUAAGAAGCAGGAAGUGGUGAAGGUGGCUGUGACUGAGAGACACUCCACAGUACAAGGACAGGGAUGGGAGGCAGAGCAGACCUACAAGAAGAAGGAGGAAGUGAUGGUCAUUGAUGAGUUCGCUGCUGUCACUGUGUCUGACCAGCUGUGGGAGCCUGUCUUUUCCUCCACAUAUUUUCCUCCAAUCUCCCUUGGCCAUAAGUGCCAAGUUAUUGACCUUCAUAGUCAGAGGAUGGGAGAGGAGAUGGAGAACCAGGCUCAGAUGUCCAUAGAGGAGAGGAAGCAGAUGAUCUCAACACGGGAGGAGUCCUGGGUGUCUAAAGGCAAGGGGGUGGCCAACGACUCCACCCAGUACACUGUGGCUGCACGCAUGGUCAAGAAAGGUCUGGCAGCCUCCUCCUCAGCCAUCAGCCCCAUCCUGUCUCCUGUCUCCACCAAACUCAAGAGCAACGUGCCUGUCAUCAAACCGCAGGAGGAAAUCGAAGCCAGACCAGAGAUGAACUUGGAGUCAGAUGAAAAGCUGGAUAAAUUGGAGACAUUUUUGGGACGUCUGAACAGUAAAGUGGCAGCUCUUCAGGAGACCACUCUGACCGUGACAGAGAAGGCUGUGAAGGAGGUGAUGAGGAUGGACGAUGAGAUCUUCUCCAAGUUCUACCGUCACGUGGCUGACUUCCCACGCAUGCCCAGCAGGAUCGAGAUCGACGAGGACUUUGAUGCCAUCUUCGGCACUCAGGCGCCCAAGUUGACCUCAGCCAUAGCGCAGCACAAACGAGCAAUGAGACCAUCGAGGAACGUCCGGGCGUCUAAGAACCCUCUGAAGAUGCUGGCGGCCAGGGAGGACAUCAGACACGAGUACACUGAGCAGAGGCUCAACAUCGGCCUCAUAGAGAGCAAGAGGAUCACGGAUGAGAAGAUGAGUAAGACUUCGGAGUACUCGGACGCGGCCCUGGCUGGACUGGCCAGUAAGGAGAACUUCAGUAACGUGAGUCUGAGGAGCGUCAACAUCUCCGAGCAGAUGUCCAACAACAGCGCCGUGCCGUACAAGAACGUCAUGCUGAUGCAGGUCAAAGGCCGCCGUCACGUCCAGACCAGACUAGUGGAGCCCAGAGCCUCGGCCCUGAACAGUGGCGACUGCUUCCUCCUGGUUACUCCUCAACACUGCUUUGUUUGGAUGGGAGAGUUCUCUAAUGUCAUCGAGAAAGCCAAAGCUUCUGAGCUGGCAUUGUUCAUCCAGACUAAGAAGGAUCUGGGCUGCAGAGCGAGCCAGAUCCAGACCAUCGAGGAGGGGGUCGACCCCCAGAGCCCUGCGGCCACAGAGUUCUGGAAGAUCCUGAGAGGAGAGCAGACCUACCAGUCGGCGGGGCCACCAGAGGAGGAUGAGCUGUUUGAGAGUGCCAUAGUGGAGACUAACUGUAUUUUCCGUCUGCUGGAUGACAAGCUGGUUCCUGAUGAUGACCAGUGGGGGAAGGUUCCUCACAGCACACUACUGGAGUCCAAAGAGGUGUUGGUGUUUGACUUUGGCAGUGAGGUGUAUGUGUGGCAUGGUAAGGAGGUGACUCUGGCCCAGAGGAAAGUAGCCUUCCAGCUGGCUAAACACCUGUGGAAUGGAACCUUUGACUACACCUGCUGCGAUAUCAACCCUCUGGACCCUGGAGGAUGCAAUACACUCAUACCCAGGAAGGGCCAGGGCCGUCCUGACUGGGCCAUAUUCGGCAGGCUGACAGAGCACAAUGAGACUACCCUGUUCAAAGAGAAGUUCCUGGACUGGGCAGACACUAAGAAACCCCAAUCAAAGAACACCAAUGAGCAAGUGAGUGAGCACAAGGAGAUGCCGGGGCGGGAGUGCAGGCCGUACGAUGCAGCAUUGAUGCUGCCUGUACUCCAGACAGCAGUCAGCACGGUGCUGGACGGGAUGAACGUGGGCCGAGGCCACGGCUCUAUAGAAGGAGAGGACAGGAUGAGGACUCUAGAGAUCACCACGGUGUCGGUGGAUGUCUGGCACAUCCUGGAGUUUGACUACAGCCGGCUACCCAAGCAGAGUAUAGGCCAGUUCCACGAGGGAGACGCGUACGUUGUGAAGUGGAAGUACAUGGUGAGCGCAGCAGUUGGGAGGAGGCAGAACCCGGAGUUGAGGAGUGCGGGCCCUGGCAAAGAAAAGUGCUGCUACUUCUUCUGGCAGGGACGGCACUCCACCGUGAGCGAGAAAGGAACGUCAGCACUGAUGACAGUGGAGCUGGAUGAGGAGAGAGGGGCACAGGUCCAGGUACAGCAGGGGAAGGAGCUCCCUUGUUUCCUCCAGUGUUUCAACGGGGGGAUGAUCAUACACUGUGGGAAGAGAGAGGAGGAAGAGGAGAACACACAGACUGAGUGGCGUCUGUACUGCGUGCGAGGGGACGUCCCGGUCGAGGGCCACCUCCUGGAGGUCGUGUGUCACUGCAGCAGCCUGCGCUCCAGGAGCUCCAUGAUCCUCCUGAAUGUGAACAAGGCCCUCAUUUACCUGUGGCACGGCUGCAAGGCCCAGCAACGCACACGCCUGGUGGGCCUCACCGCCGCGCAGAGGAUCAAAGAACAAUGUCCGUUGGAGGCGGGGCUUCACAGCAGCAGUAAGGUGACCAUCACCGAGUGUGACGAGGGAUCAGAGCCCACUGGAUUCUGGGAUGCGGUCGGUAGGAAAGACAGGAAGGCCUACGACUGUAUGCUGCAAGAUCCGGGCAAAUUUAACUUCACCCCUCGGCUGUUCCAGCUGAGCAGUUCUUCUGGGGAGUUUGUAGCCGCAGAGUUCUACCACCCCUCCAGAGUUCCAGACCUGGUCAGCUCUCUGCCCUUCCUUCAGGAGGAUCUGUACCAGGCCUCCCAGCCGGCUCUGUUCCUGGUGGAUAACUUCCACGAGGUGUACCUGUGGCAGGGCUGGUGGCCCCAGGACAGCGAGAGCCCCGGCUCCGCCAGGAUACGAUGGGACAUGGACAGGAAGUGCGCCAUGGAAACGGUGCUGCGGUACUGCAAAGAGAAGAAUGAGAAGAAGCCUCAGAAGUCGUAUCUGAUCCAUGCUGGUCUGGAGCCUCUCACCUUUACCAACAUGUUUCCCAGCUGGGAGCACAGAGAGGACAUCGCAGAGAUCACUGAGAGGGAGGCGGAGGUGUGUAACCAAAUCAUCUUGGUGGAGGAUGUGCUGGCCAGGCUGUGCCAGAACACCUAUCCCCUGGCUGAGCUGCUGGCACGUCCCCUACCUGGGGGCGUCGACCCCCUCCGCCUGGAGAUCUACCUAUCAGACCAGGACUUUGAAGCUGGGUUCUAGGGGAUUCAGAAAGCAUUGGACAUGAAGAGAGAGGAGUACGAAGGAUUACCAGGGUGGAAGCAAGUGAACUUAAAGAAAGCGAAAGGACUGUUUUAG